UCAACAACAGUGAGGAUAGGACGGUGUCGGUGUUAGGUGUGACACCACAACUCCAGGCAAACCAUGGAAUUAUCAGAGAAAUACUAGACCUUCAGUGAAAACCGAUUGUGUACAUAGUGUAUAGUCUUACUCCUACCGGAAAACAAGCAAAUGAAGGGCAGUGGUUACUUGAGUGGUGUAAAAAGUGGGUAGAGGAAGUGAUAUCUCUAGUUAGCGGAUGUUUUAACUGAUAAGCUCGCCUGUUAUCAUCAUGGCUACGAUGCAAGGUUACAUAAGUGGUCAAGAAUCCCAACUGGAUGACCUCCCUUCGUGGAAAAGGGAUUUGAUAUUACGUAAAAGGGCUAAUGUCCGAAUGCAUGGAGGGUUUGGGCUCCCAACUCCCACACCAUCGAUGGCGGGUCGGGGGCGAGGCUUACUGAGUGGCCCUCCAGUGUCAUCCUCAGUGAGUGGCCCGUCAUCCUCGCUGAGUGGCCCAGCAUGCUCAUUGAGGGGCCCACAUCUCCCAUUGAUACGCUCCGUGAGUGGCCCAGCCUCCUCCCACCCCUACCCGUCAAACAACAACGCGGUCAGUUCUCGAUUGGAAGGUGGUCGUGUCACUUUGAGUGGUGGUAGUGGUGAUGGGAGCUAUUCCCAGAAAUGUGCCGUAAAGAGUGAAAUUGCGAGUGCCAACGUAAGCAACAUGCAUCACAAAGGUCUUAACGAUGAGGGGCCGAGGGUUACCUCCCCGACUUACUCGUCCUAUAGUGACUCUUGUACCAAUGUUCAAGAAAAUGAUGAGGACUUUAGUUAUGGACCAGGAAUCGUUUCCAAACUCAAGAACCGGUACAUGUCUUUGGCCAUGAGGGACUCACGUUCUCGACCCCCUUUGAGAAAAUUCAGUUCACUCGAGGACCUCUUGGACGACCCACGGGAAACGUGGCAGGAAAGGAGCUCGAGUGUUGCCAAACCGCGCCAUGGACACAAUGCCCAGGCCAACGCUGCCAGUCACCGGAGGGAGGUUAUGAAGCGAGCCCGGUCUGUCGAUUCGUUGAGCAGUAGGUUAUCUGAGGAAACCAGAUCCCGAGGGCUGCCCAAGAGCAAGUCCGCCACCAGUCGUCUGCAAUCUAGUCUGUCUGCUCUGCAGAAGGAUGAUGUGAUCAUUAUUGAAACCUCUAAGCCCAAGACCGAUCAACAACAACAACAACUGAAUGGUGCCCACACAAAAGGCGUGGAUGGUGGCGAACCCCCGCCCUUGACCAGAAAAAUGUCGUCCUCGAACCUGUUGGAGGAGGACGAAAUGCCUCCUCCAGAUACGGUCCGCCACGUCAAGAAGAUGUUCGAGCCCGUCGGAGGCAAGGCUCUCAGAGGUACUAAAGCCCGGGUGGCUGCUCACAAGGCCGCCCAAGCAGCCAUCAAAACGAAUGGAGUGUCCCCACCUACAUCCAAACCGGCCCUGAUGGCCAAACCCACAGAUAUCCCUCCAAGAAAGGUCACUCCCUCCUCCGGCCCAGCUUUCCCAGUGACCAUCGAAGAGGCCAAGUCAUCCCUCAAACAAGUGGCACAGGUGUCUAGGGCCUCUCCGAGGGCCACCCUCAGUGUUCGUGCCACGGCCCUUAACGGGGAUGCUGGUGGCGGAGAGGAAAGUGCUGCAGGAGGGGGAGGGGGCAGGGCGCGGCCUGGCCUGACCCCAGUCACUGCGUCGGUGACGGCACCUUUGGUGAACGGUGAUGAACUCCGACAUUCAGUUGAAAGUAACGCUGCGAUAGUGGAAGAGGGAGUGAGAAGGGUCUCCAACGCAGCUGUGAACAAUAUUCGCAAAGAGAGUCAGUGCCAGGAAUUCAAUUUCACCCGGUCAUCGUCGUCGACUCAAAGUCUCCAUCCCAAGGCCCCAACGAAGCCUUCUUCUCCAACACCCACUCCCUUGCCAGCAUCCCCCGUGGUAUCUCACAGGGUGCCCCUGACCUCCUCCUCCCCCGCGGCCACGGAGCCCCCCCACCAGCUCACUUCUUCGCCCGAGACGAAGAUUACCAAGUCUCAGGAGAGUGAUCGGGUCCAGCAGGAGAACCUGAAGAACGCCGAAAAGUCCCGUGGAGGAGGACCUGAGUCUGUCCCGUCCAGGUUUGACCCCCACAAGGUGACCAAAGUGGAGUCCAUUCGAUCCCCGACCAAAAGUGAACAACCCCCGCCCUUCUUCCACCUCGGCCCCAAGGGGGACCCAGUGAAAUUCCCGGCGAAAGUGGAAUCCCCCAGGUCAACCCCAGCCCAGGGGAAGGAACAAGUGAGAGGUUCGCAGAAGGCCGAAUCCCCCCAAAAUGUAGUGUUAAGUCCAGUGGAAUCCAAAGCUUCUUCCUCUCCCUUUCUGUCCGAUGACCUGGUUCGAAGCCCAGGCAAAGGAAACUUGGUCGAAGCCUUCAACAAAACCUCUGCCCAGGGCAUUUCCCCCGUCCUCAAGCCCGCCAACAGGGACUGGAGGGGCCAGACCGGGAAUACUCAGGUGUUUAAUUUCACUGACAGCAAGGCUGCUGCCCCGGAUUACGUCGAGAAUGACGGCCUGGACUUAUCCAACAGGACGCCAAAGCAACUCAGUUCUGGGUACGUGUACAUGCCCGGCUGGGAGGGGCCCCGCGACUCCAGUACAGACGGCGAUGACCUGGACGACCUGGGCAGUGACUACCUAGAUGCCCGGCCGGGCGUCAUCCCCCCUCCUUCAGGUAUCGUCUUCGAGGGCGAGGCUGUCAUCAUCAAUGGCAGGAGCAACCUCCAGAGACAACCCAAAACCAAAAAGUUAACCAUCUCGUUCGACGAUGCUGCGCAGACGUACGAGUACCCCAGCGAAGCCUCUUUGAUAGAGGAGAACCUGCCAUUUUCAGCCACGUCCACCGACCUCACCGGCACUUCUGACACAUCGAGUGCUACUCAUGGUGGCUUGGCGAGUUAUACCCCCAGUAAGAUCCAGAUUGGUAGUUCUUUUGAAUUGGGUGUGUCUAGAACAGCCCCUUCUGUUCAAGCCUCUCCUCCCACUCCUCCAGUCCAAACGGAGAGGUCAGAGGAGGAGUACUUGCGUCCAGCUGAUGAAUCUGAAACUGUCACGUGGAGUGCCGAAAGUACUUCCGACAUGCUUUUUUAAUAAAUUAAGUCAUCCAGUUUGUAUACAUGAAGCUCAGUUCAAUUGAAAUAUUCAAGGUUGCAAUGUUUCCAUUCUGUGGUGAGAACAGUAACCUUAGAAUUACUAUGCAGUAAUGAAAACCGCCCAGCUCACUCCUUCAGGAAAGGUUAGGCUAAUAGGGCGGACAAGGAAAAGCUUCCGACAGUUUGAAUAUUUGAAUGGUAUAUGUGGUUCACUAAAAUGAACCAUCUAUAUGCAUUUCAUUUGUUUGUUGGGUUGUUAACGAGAGAGGGCGUGACAGACCAUGUUUUGAGCAUUACCAGUGAAAAUGUAAUGAGUAUAAUGUGUGACUCCAUUAUGUAUGAUAUGCUAUUUUCCAAAAGAAUUUAAAAGGAUUAAAAAUAUUACUCAUUUUGUGAUAUAUAAUAUAAUAUGCUAAAACUUUCCAGCAGGGUUGUUAAUAUGUUGGGAACUAUUGGAGAUUUAUAUUUUGUUACAUUAGUUUUCAUAUGUAAUUAAAAAGAAACAAUUUGUGUAAAGCACACAUUCUUGUUCAUUCAUUGAAUUAAGCUUUCCAGUAUCAUCAUUAUUACCCUUUAAACCUAACUGCUGGCCUACAGUAACUUCUUAUAUGACAACGAUAUAGAACGAAAAAGAAGCACAGCUUUUGAUUUAACUAAAUAUGCUACAGUCUCUUGUUUGGGAAAGUUCUUCAUAACUGUAAUUUCCAACUGUGUGGCUUCUUUAGCUUCAUCUGUGGACUUCUUUGAUGUACUGUACGUAAUAAUGCUUUACUAUCGGAUUAUAUUCUCAUCAGUACUAUUUUUCCUGUCUGCCUCUUGGGGUAGAGUGCUGUUUUAGGUCAUUCCUUUAUAAGGGGCCAUCAUUUUCUUGCUUCUCUGUAAUUUGUACAUAGAAACAUGUAAUUUGUAACAAAGAAAAACAUUGGUAUGAGUGAAUGUGAUGGAAAUUGAGGGCAUUGAGCACUCGUAUAUUACAUUAAUUACUACAGCAAAAACUCAUGAUUACUGUAUAGUCAAGUGCUUGUAACUGUACCUUGAUUCCUGAUUAGCAUGAUUGUGAUGAUUGUCUACUCAAACAACCAGUGAUGUCAUUUAUCUUUGAUUUUCAUGAUUGUAUAUAUCUAUAUAUAUAAUAUAUAUAUAUUGUAAUCAAUUUUAGGGGGGAAAUGAGAAAAAGUUAGCAAAAUAGUGGAGAAAAGAUACUGUUGAGAGUGGAAAACUGUGUCAAAGCAGAGAUUUUCUUAUAUUUUUGGAAGUAUAUUUUAUACAUUACUGAUGUGCUAUAUUCGAAUUGUUUAACUACCAGUCAGUUAUAUAGAAAAUGUCUUAUGGAAUAAUGUUAGAAGAAGAAAAUUGCAAAGACCUGUGGAUGAUUUAUUCUGUGUUUCUGAAGAAAAUUGCAAAGACCUGUGGGUGAUUUAUUCUGUGUUUCUGGUAUGUAGGCUGAAUGUCAUUAAUUUCUGCUAGUCUCCAACAUUUGCUCUUCCAACGUUAAGGAAUAAUUUAGAAAAGUUUUCCUUGGGUUCCAGUGUAAUGUAUCAGUAACAAAGGUUCCAUUUCACAAUAUACUGUGCAAUUAAUUACGCUUAAAUGUGUGGGCCAACCUUCUUUAUGCUAAUGAUCUUCUGUAAUUUGAAGAAAUAUUUGUAGGGUGUUAUGUAGAAUUUGGACGAGGUUACAUAUACAGAUUUUGUACCAAUGUUUGUGAUGUAAUUUAUGUAUGUAAUUUGUUUGAUGAACCUAUUGAUAUGUAAAAGGAAAGUCAUCCAUUUAAUGUGUGGAAUAAGGAUAACAAACGCAUAUGUGUGAAUCUGAGGUUAACUAUUUGUUCGUGUUAAGCCUCGGCAGUUUAUGAGAGUUGAGUAACUGCUUCACUUAAUUUACAUUGCAUUUAAAUUAGAAGUUACAAAGUAAAACACUCAGGAAAAAUAUUCAUCUUUGGCAAAGAAUGAUUGAGCUGUAAUUCCUUACCACAGCUAUAACUGGCUAGUUAAUUACAUUACCAUUCAUAAAUAUAAAAUUCUUAAUUUCUUUUGAGAAAGAAGGUGAACAUUUGACAAUUGAAUUUAUUUUGCCUACAAAGCCUCCUUCCAACUGAAAAUUUUUUUACUUAGAAUAUUGCAUUUUAUGUCCUGCUUUGCUGUGUCUUGAGUUUAUUGCACUGUUGGUAGUAUGUCUGGUAACCAAAUGAGUUAGCUAAUUUUGUGUUUUAUUGCAUUGAUAGUACAAAAGAAAUCAAACUACAUUCCUUGGAAAGACUUCUGUAGAUGACUACAGUACAUUAGUUAGGCAAAUCCUUCCAUGUUGAAGUUCCUAUAGAGUACAUAGAGAAAGUAAUUUGUGCAAAUACUUGCCAGGUAAAUUUUGACUCUUCCCCCCUAAAAAGUCAGUUGAUGAUAAUGUACUAAUCAAGUGAUCUUUCUUCUUAAAGAAUGUGAGCUUUAUUGGAAGUGAAAAAGUUUGUUACAGCACUGUACUAGCAACUCAAGUUCAUGGCACAGCAGAAAACAGGACUUUUGCAGUACAUUUAAUGUGUUACAAUCCUGCAUUUUUUUUCCACUAUGCAGGAAUGAAGUUGCUAUACACAGUCACGUGGAUAACUGUAAAUCACUUGUUUAUGGUUUUAAUGUUGUGUAAUGUAAAAAAAAGAUUAAAUGCUGAUGUGGUCUCUGUUUAGGAGUUUAAAGUAUGUUUUAAAAGGCUUGAAUGCUGCUGUUAGAGGUAAAACUGCAGUUGAUUAAUACCUUUAAAAGCUGACUUUUCGUCAUUGGCUUCCUGAGUGUUCUCUAAAUUGUUCUGUUCUAUCAGGACACCCAAGCUGCUUGCCUUUAAUGCUAUCUGUGUAUUUGCAUCUCUCUGCAUUUUUUUUUGAGGAAUAAUAAUAAUAAUAUUUCAGAUGGCUAGAUAAUGUAAGCCUAAUAUUAUGCCAAUAUUGCACUAAGUAAAUCCACCUACACAUGAAAGUGAUAAGGAUUCCUUAAGUGUAUUUUGACAGCAGGUGAAUUUUUGUUGUAAUUAAUAUAUGUAGUUGUCUGGCAGAAAUUGUGCAAGUAAAAGUCAAAAGUUAACAUAAGAAAAUCUUGUAUUAACAACUGGGGAAUACUUUGGUCAAAGUUUCAUAAUGUACAGUUCUUUAGUGGUACUCAAACUCUUGAAGACAAAGCACUUUAAGAAAUGCAACUGGUACUAGUGAGUUUCUGUUUUUUUAUUGUAUCAUCCAGCAAGUAUGAUUGUGCGCCAUAUGUUUUUAAUAUAUUACUCCUGUAUGAUAAAAGUGAUUUGUAUGUUUAUAGUUCUGUGAUCGUAUCAGUAAAUCCAGUCAAGAAUAUGAAA
Messenger RNA from Macrobrachium nipponense, 6441 nucleotides. RefSeq lists its product as uncharacterized. The record is from RefSeq and is a predicted model, not a curated record. The coding region runs from base 251 to 3106 and encodes 951 amino acids. Lineage: Eukaryota; Metazoa; Arthropoda; Malacostraca; Decapoda; Palaemonidae. The transcript has 4 exons.